AUCCGUUACAAGGAAAUACAUAAAUACAUAGCACAGUAGUCAACAAUAAAAUAAUCAUCAAAUAUUUAAAGAUGAUGAUAUAUUUUAUUAUAACUGGAGCACUUGUCGUACAUGUUAUGUCUUUCAAUCCAUUGUUAACAUACACUAUACGUUUUAAAAAACUAUAUGCAAGACCUAACAUAACUAUAAAUUAUUAUUCGAUCGAUCAAUAUAAAGAUGCACAAUUCAUAAAUGGAAAAUUAACAAUAAAUACGAAAGAAUCUAUAAACAAAGUUGUUGGAGUUUUCUAUCGUUGUGAUCCUGAUGGCAUUAACUGUGAAUACUUUCAAACUUGGAAAUUAACAGAUAUCUGUCCUAAAUUAAAGGACAAGCAUCAAAUUUGGUCCCGUUGGUAUGGUUCGUUUGAUCCACCGAUGCAAUGUCCAAUAGAUAAAGGACAAUAUAAAAUUAUAAAUGGAACUGGUGAUAUUAGUCCGAUACUAUUGUGGUAUCCUGAAGCAACUGAUUACCAAUGGAGAUUAGUUCAAAAUACGUAUGCUGAUGAUGUAUUUAUUGGUAGCCUCGUGAUUGAAGGAUCAUUUUUUGGUUACAGAAAAAAA
This is a messenger RNA of Rhopalosiphum maidis (corn leaf aphid), 599 nucleotides long. RefSeq lists its product as uncharacterized. Lineage: Eukaryota; Metazoa; Arthropoda; Insecta; Hemiptera; Aphididae. The record is from RefSeq and is a predicted model, not a curated record. The annotation marks the transcript as partial. The transcript has 4 exons.